AAUUGAAGCCUUGUGGAAUGGUGCACGCUUUGUCGCACGCCAUGGACUUCCAUCUGCAGCCCGACUUCCUUGCACUUUGGAAGUGCUCGCACACGGACAGCGCUUGGCCGGUGCUAGGGAAGCGAAAGGCCGAUGACUUCACGGCGGGAAGCUGGAAGAGGAGAAAGCAGCAGUGCGCCAAAGACCUGCCUCAGAGCCCGAGGAGUCCGGAGAGCGAGAUGGCGAUGUUUGGAGCCUUCGGCGAAAGCUGCGUGGAGGAUCUGCCCAAUGUCCUGGUCAGUGGGUGCCUGGUGGUGGCCUGGUGGAAGACUGCCUUUGCCCAAUGCUGUCAAGGUUGUGAUGAUGGUGUUGCUGGGCAUGUUCUUUGCUGAGUCCAUCCUGGUGAAGAUGAUAUGUGCCGGCGUGCUUUGCUUGAUGGCUAUGAUCUUCCUGGUGAGCCAAGUGCUGUCGAUGACAUAUGAGGGCGCUUGUGCCAUUUGAAGGGCGGUGAAUUUAUUGCGGCACAUCUCCGCGCAUAGAAUUUAAAGUUUGUCAGGCAGCAGAGCCACAAUCAAGAGCCAGUA
Effrenium voratum is the source of this 563-nucleotide messenger RNA. NCBI's taxonomy places the organism in Eukaryota, Dinophyceae, Suessiales, Symbiodiniaceae. The record is from the annotation of a GenBank genome assembly.